AAGAAAUGGUAAACAACCAUGCAGAAAUCAACAUUGAGUGAGGGUGAUGAUGAAAGAUUCUCUCCUGUUAAAUCGAAAGGUUCUCCAGCAUCAAUUCAGAAGUCCGCUACCUUAACAGGAAGUUGUAGAAAGGUGAAAGACACCGUGGCUGACCUUCAUAAUCUGUGUCAAAAGUGGUUAAAGUUCAACAAUGAGGGGUCAGCAGCUAUCAACGAGAUUGCAAACGUCAAGCUGCAGGCUAUAUUUAAAGAAGAAGAAUCUAAAAGAAAUGAGGAUGGAGAGGCUUUGACAAAAACAGAGAUGCCAGAAGUCUUGGAAGACCAUUGUACCAAAGUGUUAGGCAUUGUUGACAAAAUGAGAAAACUUGUUGAUAAGAUGGAAGCCAUGGCAGGAAUCUUACAUGGUGUUGCUGACUUAGAGCGACACAAAGUGCAGUGUACUUUGUCAGAUUCCGGUCCAAUCCUUUUCCAAACAUGGAAAGUUGAAGACUAUGGAGAGGCCACUUUGAAGAUGUUGGAAUCAUACAGAAAUGAAUUGAAAUUGAAGGAGCUGUUGUCUGAGAAUGUUUGUCAUGUAAAGGAUAGGGACACCAUGAUGUUUUAUACAGCGGCUUGGGUGCAUCAGCCUUAUAUAGACAAUAGCUGUACACUACUUCUAGAGAGUAUGCUGACCGAAACUGGACAUAGAUGAUACAUG
Ylistrum balloti is the source of this 696-nucleotide messenger RNA. Its product is annotated as cyclin-dependent kinase 2-interacting protein-like. The transcript has 5 exons. Bases 19 to 690 code for a protein of 223 amino acids. The record is from RefSeq and is a predicted model, not a curated record. Lineage: Eukaryota; Metazoa; Mollusca; Bivalvia; Pectinida; Pectinidae.